Manis javanica (Malayan pangolin) is the source of this 1602-nucleotide messenger RNA. It is a transcript of the gene GOT1, whose product is annotated as glutamic-oxaloacetic transaminase 1. Gene Ontology annotation, molecular function: pyridoxal phosphate binding; L-aspartate:2-oxoglutarate transaminase activity. Gene Ontology annotation, cellular component: cytosol. Gene Ontology annotation, biological process: L-aspartate biosynthetic process. NCBI's taxonomy places the organism in Eukaryota, Metazoa, Chordata, Mammalia, Pholidota, Manidae. The record is from RefSeq and is a predicted model, not a curated record.
GCAGGCUUAGUGAAGGUGAGAGUCUCCUCCAGCAGCCACGGUGACACGGGACCGGCCGGCUCGGGGGACAGGUUGGAAGCUGCCAGCCGAUUUGUGCUCUCUCGCUAUGGCGCCUCCGUCAGUCUUUGCCGAGGUUCCGCAGGCCCAGCCGGUCCUUGUCUUUAAGCUCACUGCAGACUUCAGGGAGGAUCCGGAUCCGCGCAAGGUCAACCUGGGAGUGGGAGCGUAUCGCACAGAUGAUUGCCAGCCCUGGGUUUUGCCAGUCGUGAGGAAGGUGGAGCAGAAGAUUGCUAAUGACAGUAGCCUAAACCAUGAGUAUCUGCCAAUCCUGGGCCUAGCAGAGUUCCGGACCUGUGCUUCCCGCCUUGCCCUGGGGGAUGACAGCCCAGCUCUCAAGGAGAAGCGGGUAGGAGGUGUGCAGUCUCUGGGGGGAACAGGUGCACUGCGAGUUGGAGCUGAUUUUUUAGCCCGAUGGUACAAUGGAACCAACAAUAAGGACACUCCCAUCUAUGUAUCCUCCCCAACCUGGGAGAAUCAUAAUGGUGUGUUUUCUGCUGCUGGAUUUAAAGACAUUCGGUCCUACCACUACUGGGAUGCAGCAAAGAGAGGACUCGACCUCCAGGGUUUCCUGAGUGAUCUGGAGAAUGCUCCCGAGCUCUCCAUCUUUGUCCUCCAUGCCUGUGCACACAAUCCAACGGGGACCGACCCAACUCCGGAGCAGUGGAAGCAGAUCGCCUCUGUCAUGAAGCGGAGGUUUCUGUUCCCCUUCUUCGACUCGGCCUAUCAGGGCUUUGCAUCUGGAGACCUGGAGAGAGAUGCCUGGGCUGUUCGCUAUUUUGUGUCUGAAGGAUUCGAGCUCUUCUGUGCCCAGUCCUUCUCCAAAAACUUUGGGCUCUACAAUGAGCGAGUGGGGAAUCUGACCGUGGUUGCAAAAGAAACUGAUAGCGUCCUGCGGGUCCUUUCCCAGAUGGAGAAGAUUGUGCGAGUUACUUGGUCCAAUCCUCCUGCUCAGGGAGCGCGAAUCGUGGCCUCUACCCUCUCGAACCCCGAGCUCUUUAAGGAAUGGACAAGUAAUGUGAAGACAAUGGCUGACCGGAUUCUGACCAUGAGAUCUGAACUCAGGGCACGAUUAGAAGCCCUCAAGACUCCUGGAACCUGGAGCCACAUCACUGAGCAAAUUGGAAUGUUCAGCUUCACUGGGUUGAACCCCAAGCAGGUUGAGUAUCUUGUCAAUGAAAAGCACAUCUAUCUGCUGCCAAGUGGUCGGAUCAACAUGUGUGGCUUAACCACCAAAAAUCUAGAUUAUGUGGCCACCUCCAUCCAUGAGGCAGUCACCAAAAUCCAGUGAAGAAACAGCCCCACACCAGCACCACCAAAGCCGUCCUCUGCCGCGCAUUCCCUGCCUGCCCAGACCUCCCUGCGCCACAGACUGCUGCUGAAGGGCUGGGAAGGCUGCCCUGGGAGGCGGCCUCUGGUCACGCUGGCUCCACGGGAAGAGGACAUCCCUUGAAAAGAAAUGGGGGCCUGGGAUUAGAGCCCUUUUGGAGGCCAGAGCAAAUUAAGGCUUUCAUUUAAGAAUAAAAAGGUAUUUUGAUCACGAGA